CCAUGGCGGGGCUGCUGCUGCUGCUGCGCGGCGCCGGGCGGGCGCUGGGGCCGGGCCGGGCGCUGCCCGCCGCCCCCGGGCCGGGCGCUCGUCGCGGCUGCGGGGAGCUGGCGGCGCUGCGGACCAUGGGCUUCAGCCAGGAGCAGGCCCGGCGGCUCCUGGCGCUGCAGCCCCGGCUCGGCCCCGAGCACCGGGAGGCGGCGGCGGCGCAGCUGCUGCUGCUCGGGCUGAGCGCCGAGGCCGCCCUGGCGCUGCUGGAGCGGAGCCCGGCGCUGCUGCGGCUGCCCACGGAGCGGCUCCGGGAGCGCGCCGAGGAGCUGCGGCGCCUGGGGCUGGACGGAGGCCGGCUGCAGCGAGCCGUGAGCCGCUGCCCCCAGCUCUUCCACGUGCCCCGGAGGAGGCUGGAGGCGGCGGUGCGGCUGCUGCGGGAGCGCUGCCUUUUCACGGCGGAGCAGCAGCGGGAGGUGCUGGGGACCUGCCCCGCCGUCCUGCUGGAGGAGCCGCGCACCCUCCAUCACCAGUUCCAGUACGCCUACUUCAGAAUGGGGGUCCGGCAGAAGGAGAUGGUGAAAGCUCGGCUCUUCCAAAUGCCUUUUGCCGAGCUCCGGAACCGGCACAUCUUCCUGGAGCGCCGCGGGCUCUACGAGACCCCACACAAAGGACAGACCCAAAUUAGUAACCCAAAACUGAAGGACAUCCUUCAGCUCCCCGAGAAAGACUUCCUGGCCAGCCUGGCCUACUCUACCCCAGAGGAGUUUGAGGUCUUCAAGAAGCUGCUGGCUCGAGAGGAGGAGGAGAAGGAGGAAGAGGAGGAUGUGGAUGCACUGUACACAGAGGAUGAUGACGAUUUGGACAGUGAUGAAAGUAAACCAGCCCGGGAGUGAGGAGGUGAGGCUCCGAGGUGCCGGCCCUUCCCUGCUGCUGCACUCACACUGGCUGCUUUGGGCUCCCACCCCACACCAGCACUAGCUGGGGUGGGUGCAGGGCCCCAUGGGUGGGGUACCAAUAAAGCCCAUCUGUCAAAUACAACAACACUCAUUCCUCCUCCUUGACCAACUACUUAAAAAAAAAAACAAAACAAAAAACCCAAAACAAAA
Haemorhous mexicanus (house finch) is the source of this 1097-nucleotide messenger RNA. It is a transcript of the gene MTERF4, whose product is annotated as mitochondrial transcription termination factor 4. Bases 3 to 884 code for a protein of 293 amino acids. Gene Ontology annotation, biological process: regulation of DNA-templated transcription. The transcript has 3 exons. Lineage: Eukaryota; Metazoa; Chordata; Aves; Passeriformes; Fringillidae. Gene Ontology annotation, molecular function: double-stranded DNA binding. The record is from RefSeq and is a predicted model, not a curated record.